Messenger RNA from Bemisia tabaci, 1179 nucleotides. RefSeq lists its product as uncharacterized. NCBI's taxonomy places the organism in Eukaryota, Metazoa, Arthropoda, Insecta, Hemiptera, Aleyrodidae. The record is from RefSeq and is a predicted model, not a curated record.
UCGGUAAAUACAAAUGUGUUAUAAAAUUCCACGUCCUCGCGGGCCAUUCCCGAUUUAGUAGACGAGUGCAAAGCGGGACUGGUUACAUCAACAAACACUUCGACAUGGAGUUGACGCGGUGUCUAUCUAUUGUUUUUCUUCUUGUCGCCUUCCAGUGCUUGCUGACCAAUGCGGCCCCCUCGAACAAGGUGCGUCGUGCUGUGGUCACGGUCGUGAACCCGCCGACAGUUGACGUCACCGCCGCCAUCUCCGCCAACCUCCCCAACAUGCCCUCCGUGUCCGACAUCGGUCACAAGUUCUUCGACAUGCUCCCCAGCAUGCCCUCCCUCCCGGACAUAAAACUGCCGUCCCUCCCAUCACUACCCUCACUCAAUCUACCCUCACUUCCGAGUUUGCCCGACGUGAACACCAAAGUGAUAACGGAGGCGGCCAAGGCAUACGUCAACACGGCGGUGGCCAAGGGAAAGGACGCCUACAACUCGGCUUCGACAAAGGCGGCUGAUGCGUACGAUGCGGCUAAGGUUAAGGCAGCUGACGCAUACGAUUCGGCUAAGGUUAAAGCCGCUGAUGUCUACGAUUCGGCCAAGCAUAGGGCGGCUGAUGCGUACGGAGUUGCUAAAGAAAAGGCGGGAAAUGCCUACAAUACGGCUUCGGCUAUAGCUGCCGAUGCGUACAACAGAGUGCCGCCACUGCCCAAGACAGGAACCGUUGAGGUCAUUGUCCCCGCGUAAUAGUGUACAAUCGACGUUGCUCAAUAAAAAGUUACUUCAGACUGUUGUAUUCAUUGUUAUUGAUGAUAAGUGAGAUAUGGGCGGAAGAGGAAAGAUAGAAAUCUACUCGGCUCACCCCAACAAUGAGGGAGAUGUUACUGAAUAAAUUUAUGACGAAGUAUCUCCCAUCUGCGAUAGUAUAUUUCAAAAUCAAUAUUGUCCGGGGAGAGCCUCUGAGGAUCUCCCCUCAAACCUACCUUUGGAAGCUGAAGGAUCUCAUGGAAUUUUUUCUGUGCCCUCAAUCCCCCCUUACUACUCUCUGCCCCUCUUCUUCCCCCUUUAUACUUUUCUGCUCGCCUUCGAAAGAUUCCAAAUUCCGCCCAUGUAACCACAGGCUUGAAUCCUAGACCCACUGUAAGACUGACCUUACAAAAUAGCAACGAUAUUAUACCUAUGUUUGAAAUUUUCA